This is a messenger RNA of Bombina bombina (fire-bellied toad), 771 nucleotides long. It is a transcript of the gene BUD31, whose product is annotated as BUD31 homolog. Lineage: Eukaryota; Metazoa; Chordata; Amphibia; Anura; Bombinatoridae. Gene Ontology annotation, cellular component: spliceosomal complex; nucleus. The transcript has 5 exons. Bases 120 to 617 code for a protein of 165 amino acids. The record is from RefSeq and is a predicted model, not a curated record. Gene Ontology annotation, biological process: mRNA splicing, via spliceosome.
GAUUUUUAACCACGGUGCUGUUUACUUUUUAGCAUGACGCUGUGGCUGGUUGUCAUGCUGACGCUCUGGGCAUAAGCAAUGGUGUGAGCAGAACGCCGGGCGACUUCCGGUACAGCAUCAUGUUUAGUCGGUGGAGAGUAUUUAAGGUUCCCUGCAUACAUAGCGGGGAUUACACAGAGAAAAUGCCCAAAGUUAAGAGAAGCAGGAAGCCUCCCCCAGACGGCUGGGAGCUGAUAGAGCCCACACUAGAUGAGCUGGAUCAGAAAAUGCGUGAAGCGGAAACUGAGCCUCAUGAAGGGAAAAGGAAAGUGGAGUCACUGUGGCCGAUCUUUCGAAUUCAUCACCAGAAAACGCGCUAUAUCUUUGACCUAUUCUACAAGAGGAAGGCGAUCAGCAGAGAGCUGUACGAUUACUGCAUUCGGGAGGGGUACGCUGACAAGAACCUUAUAGCCAAGUGGAAGAAGCAGGGCUAUGAGAACCUGUGCUGCCUGCGCUGUAUACAGACCAGAGACACCAACUUUGGCACUAACUGCAUUUGCCGGGUGCCUAAGAGUAAGCUGGAAGUGGGGCGGAUCAUUGAAUGCACGCACUGCGGUUGCCGAGGCUGCUCUGGUUAAUUUGACGGCUUCCGAUCUGCUGGAUGUAAACUUGCUGUACAAACUCUUCUCCAAUGGUUGAAUAUGUCUGAUUCUUUCCUUGUGAUCCGUCAUUUUAACUCAGAAUAUUGUUUUUUAUUUUAUAUUGUGUGAAAUAAACUUGUUUUCCCAGUGA